Molecule: messenger RNA, 759 nt
Organism: Batrachochytrium dendrobatidis JAM81
Lineage: Eukaryota; Fungi; Chytridiomycota; Chytridiomycetes; Rhizophydiales
Exons: 1
Coding region: 1-759 (252 amino acids)
Source: RefSeq, a predicted model, not a curated record
AUGAAUAUUGAAACAACAAAGACAGCAACAACACAACUGUUGAAUGAAUAUUACCAAAUCAGCACUCAAGCCAUACCAACACAGAGAGUCAAGUCUGAAUGGCAGGAUGACAACAAACGAGGUUUGUUUUUGGGAAUCAUCCAAGAGGGAGAAACCUCACACAUCACUCGACUGCACAACCUGCUGACUGCCAACCAAUUUGCAGAGCAGCAGGAAUUCUCAACCAAGAUCCAGUUGUCAGACCCAGAACAUCAUUGUACAUUCAUUGAUGACAUGUUUGGGUAUUACAUACUGCCAUUCCACAAAGACUACAACGAUUCAUCCAGCUGUCACACUCCAGUUUCAUCAAACCCAACAUCAAGAACCAACUCUGCUGAUGAUCUGGACUAUGUUGCAAAAGUGAGUGAGCUACAGCACAAGGACUUGAACAAGGUGGUUGAGAAGAGAGACAGUGUCUGCUUGUUUUGCUGGGAUAAGCUGUCCUUGCAAGGAGCACACAUCAUAUCCCAAAAGAACAUUGGAAUGGCAUACAACGAACCAUCCAUCCUGCUACGAUCUGGUUUGACGCAGAAACAUCAAAUACAGAACGGACUGUUGUUGUGUAUCAAGUGCCAUGACCAAUUUGGUAAACUAAAGCAAUAUGUGGAUGUAGUGGAUGACAAACUGGUGAUCAAUGAUCUGACAAGUGACAAGCACAAGAAGUGGAUUGAGACAAUUGAAGAUUUGAAAGUUAUCCGCAGAACAAGGCAAAAGAGAUGA